GUAAGUUGCAACCAUCAACUGAAAUAGGAAGCGUUCUCAGAGCAAGUGGCAGCAUACGGUCGUUUCCUCCUUAAUACCUUUUCACUCAUUACCGGAACAUCCUACUGCUGAGAUAAACACUGUCUCAUUUAGAGAAUACAGACGAUGGAGGGAACUCUGCUGCGAGUGUUUCUGGUGGCUGCAGGUCUUCUUCUGUGUCCCAGGGACAAUCCUGGGGUGGAGGAAUGGGAUGAUGCAGUCAACAUUGAUUUGCAAAGGCACAACGACAUGCAGCUGAAAGGAGAAGGGAAACUAGAUCAAACAUCAUCAGAGAGCUCCAAACUAACAGGGCCUGUUGGUGAUAUAAAUAACAAUUCUGAGACACGGAAUCAGUCUGAGCAACAUGAAACAGAUAAAACGUUGGACUCAGAUGUCGCUGUUGGUGAAAAAGACACAAAAAGUGACAGUUUUAAUAAUAAAAUACAGCAGGGAGACAUUAAAAGUAAAUCUGAUACCAUCCAGCCCUCUGAAGACAUUAACAGCCAUGAAGAAGGAGAAGAUAUAUCAGAGCAAGACAGUCUGCAUGAACGUGAUGUGAAGCCAGAAGAAGCGAUGACUGGCUCAAAAGAAGAAGAAUCACCUGCUUCAAAUCUCUACAGCAAAACAGAAAAUGAAACCUCAGAAAAGGAUUUUGCCGAAUGGGAGAGUGAUUAUCUGUGGUACAUCUGGAACACAUUCUCCAUCAUUUCUGUUAUGCGCUUCUUUCGGAAAUACCUGCAGAGAAAUGUCCAAACAGAUCUGGAAGGGACCAGGAUCUACCCCUGCAGACCUUCUAAAGUACCACUGCCUGAUGUUGAAACUUUGCAGAACUUCUAUGUUAAAUUUGUUCAGGCCUCCACUGAGAAAAUGUUGAUGGAAAAGGACUUUUUAGAAGGAUUUGCACAUGACCUCUUCGAAGCCAUGAGGAGCAUUUGUGACAAUGAUGGCAGUAUGGGAAUUGAGGACUUUAAGACGAUUAAUGAGCAUGACAUCAUUGUUUAUUUCACUCCACUGGAUCCAUAUAGCUUCUGCUGUGCGCUCAGGAAUAACCUUGUGAGUGACCCCCUUUUUGACAUGCAAGUCUGUGGUCAAAUAAAACUGCUAAAAAAAGAGAAAAUCCUAAAUGGCUGCCCCUGCCAGUCCGCCAACGCAGAUGACAUGGUUUGCUUGUUACACUCUGAGAGUGACAAAGUAAAAACCAAAUUGACAGAUGCUUUUGAUGGACCUCUGUGCUCUAAGAACACUCCUUUCCUCUCACAGACGAAGGUCACCAGGUGGUUUCAGGCCACAAUCAAACAAGCCUGGGCACAGAUCUCACAUAAAUAUGAGUUUGAGCUCAGCAUCCGAUAUGUCGAGGCUCCCGGCGCUCUGGUGAUUCGGUUUAGGUCGGGGAGGAAGAUUUACUUCAGUUUGAAACCAGUGGUCAAUUUCAACAAUGAAGCUCAUUUUUGCAUCAUGCCCUGGUCCUCCAGUAAAGGGGAUACUUUUUGGCCACUCUCUCUAUAUAUCUACGAAGACCGCCUCCUGGAACAUCUCGCUAAGGGACUCCCUGUAAACUCCUGUCAUAAUCAAACCCUUGAAAUUGCCUUCUUCCUUCAUAGGAGACAGAAAGUACUGACAGGAAAGACUGCCCUGAAGGACUUCCACUUCAAAACUGCAUUGAUACACCUUCUGUUGACCAAAAAACCAUCACAGUGGCAACCAAACUUUGCUACUUGUAGGCUGCAAGACCUGCUGAGCCUUGUGGAAGAAAGUCUUAAGAGGAAGCACCUGCCCCAAGUUCUGAUUGGCAACCCUUUGGCUCAGGUGAUAGAAUUGCCAAAAGAAAUCUCCAAAGCAAAGCCAGUGAACCUGUUUCAUCUCUUCAAGGAGGAUGACUGUGCGUAUAAAAAUGCUGUCAUGCAUUUUCAGGAGAUGAUUAAAAAUGCACACAUGCUUAUACAUGAAUACGUUGCACAACCUACAAGCAGCACCAAAUCCAUUUAAAAUGUUGUGCAGUUAGUCCAUCAAUCUUCUUCCACUUCAUCUCCAGUAUUCUAUGGUCAAAAUAAUGGGAACACAUUGGAGAGGUUGCUACUCCAUUGUUGGGCCAAACAGAGAUACAAAGCAAAUUUGACAGAAAGGCCAGUCUGAAAUUUGAGGAUAUUUCGCUUCUCAUCCAGGAAGCGUUUUCAAUUCAAAAUGUCAGGAAUGGGAUGUCAGGAUGGGAAGCGAAACAUCUUCAAACUUGGAAACCAAGUAUAGUGGAUUUUUUUUUUUGGAAUGCCUAUGACUUUGAUGACUGAGAACCUCCACCAGCAUAGGUGGUGCAACAUUUAUCCCGUAGUUCAUACAAACAUUUUUGUAAGACAAUCUAUCUCAGUUUUGAAAAACAAACACAAACUGUUUAGUAGCAUGCAGCCUGUUGCUGAUUUAUGCUCAAUAACAGCUGAAGCUCUCUCCUGGAAAACAAAGACACUCAUACUAAAUUUCAGGACCAUCUUGGAGUCACCACUGAGGAAUUUGGAUUGUGCUGUCAGACUUCCACUUUUGUCAUUUGUCUCAAACAAACAAAUUCAUUUUAAUCAAUAUAAAUACUCUUGAUAACGAAAGACUGUCUGUCGUUGAGUCUGUGCCUCGGUGGGCUGAAAC
Cyprinodon tularosa is the source of this 2649-nucleotide messenger RNA. RefSeq names its product inositol 1,4,5-trisphosphate receptor-interacting protein. The transcript has 2 exons. The record is from RefSeq and is a predicted model, not a curated record. The coding region runs from base 145 to 2004 and encodes 619 amino acids. Gene Ontology annotation, cellular component: membrane. Lineage: Eukaryota; Metazoa; Chordata; Actinopteri; Cyprinodontiformes; Cyprinodontidae.